Phaedon cochleariae (mustard beetle) is the source of this 635-nucleotide messenger RNA. The record is from the annotation of a GenBank genome assembly. Lineage: Eukaryota; Metazoa; Arthropoda; Insecta; Coleoptera; Chrysomelidae.
AUGUACAGUGCCUUCAAAUUGUGCUUAUUUCUGGCAGUUGUGGCAGUAUCAGCAGCCGAACCACCUUCUGCCUAUAGGGGUUGGUAUUCUCACCCAGACAGUGGACCAUAUCAACCCUCAGGCUGGAGACCAUCAGGACCAGACUUCAGGCUUCCAGUUCCUCAAGCCCUGUACGGUUCUCCGCCUCAGGGAUAUCUUCCAGUUCCAGCCCAAGAAUAUGGACCGCCUCCUCCACAAGAAUAUGGUCCUCCUAGCACUGAAACACCGACGACUACCGAGCAAGAAAUGACCACUACCGAAGAAUUCACGACCACCGAAGCUGCAACCACUACAGAAGCUUACACCGAAGCUGAAAGUGCCAAUUCGGUUGAUGGUGAGGAACAGAGUCAAAAGUUGGUUCAGCCAGUGGAUCAGCAAGGAAUUUACUUCAUUUACCAUCCUAGUGGGCUGUUGCAAAGAGUGGAUUACAGUACUAGGGAGGAUACGGCUAAGAUGGCAUAUAGUGCCAAUUUCAAGUAUGAAAAUGUGGAACCUAUUUCUGGUCCCAUUUAUACUUAUGAUCCAAUGACCUUCGUGUUUAAAAGGUUGAACUGAGUUGUAAAGGUUAUUGAUAAUAAAAUGGUGUUUUAAUGUUA